Eubalaena glacialis (North Atlantic right whale) is the source of this 1535-nucleotide messenger RNA. RefSeq names its product zinc finger protein 566. The record is from RefSeq and is a predicted model, not a curated record. The coding region runs from base 279 to 1535 and encodes 418 amino acids. The transcript has 5 exons. NCBI's taxonomy places the organism in Eukaryota, Metazoa, Chordata, Mammalia, Artiodactyla, Balaenidae. Gene Ontology annotation, biological process: regulation of DNA-templated transcription.
UCUCUGACUACACUUCCCAGAGGACUUCUCGGCAAGAACGUUAUUCUCGCGCGAAUUCAGCCUCAAAGUCACGCGCUGGCGGGACCCUCAGGUCUGCACAGACGACUGUUACAGUCCUGUGGAAGGUUCUGCUGCUUUGGAAGCUUGGAAGACCUGAAGUGGGGAACCAGAGGAGAGGGCGGGACCGGAGCCUCGGCUUUGUACCGCUGAGGGGCUCUGCCUUUUUCCAGAAGAGGAGCCCAGAGGAAGACUGGUCCUUUUCUGCAAAUAUCAAAGCCAUGGCUCAGGAGUCAGUGAUGUUCAGUGAUGUGUCCAUAGACUUCUCUCAGGAGGAGUGGGAGUACCUGAAUGAUGCUCAGAGAGAUUUAUACAGAGAGGUGAUGUUGGAGAAUUACAGCAACCUGGUUUCAAUGGGACGUUCUAUUUCUAAACCAGAUGUGAUCUCCUUCUUGGAGCAAGGGAAGGAACCCUGGUUGGUUGACAGAGAACUAACAAGAAACCAGUGGCCAGUCCUGGAGUCAAGAUGUGAGACCAAGAAAUUAUUUCUGAAGAAGGAAAUUUAUGAAAUAGAGUCAGCCCAGUGGGAGAUAAUGGAAAGACUUACAAGACAUGACCUUCAGUGCUCUAGUUUCAGAGAUGAUUGGGAAUGUAAUGGCCAGUUUGAGAAACAACAUGGCUCUCAGGAGGGACAUUUCAGUCAACUGAUAUUCACCCGUGAAGGCAUGCCCACUUUUAGUCAACAUCCAUCCUUUACAUUACAGCAAAUCAUUAGUAAUAAAGAGAAAUACUGUGCAACUAAGGAAUAUAGGAAAACCUUUAGACAUGACUCACAGCUUACCACCCAUCAGAUAAUUCAUACUGUUGAGAAACCCUAUGAAUGUAAGGAAUGUGGAAAGGCCUUUAGACAUCCCUCAAGACUCAGUCAUCAUCAGAAAAUUCAUACUGGCAAGAAACCCUUUGAAUGUAAGGAAUGUGGAAAAACCUUUAUUUGUGGCUCAGACCUUACUCGACAUCACCGAAUUCACACUGGUGAGAAACCCUAUGAAUGUAAGGAAUGUGGAAAGGCCUUUAGUAGUGGCUCCAACUUCACUCGACAUCAGAGAAUUCACACUGGUGAAAAGCCCUAUGAAUGUAAAGAAUGUGGGAAGGCCUUUAGUAGUGGCUCAAACUUUACUCAGCAUCAGAGAAUUCAUACAGGGGAAAAACCCUAUGAAUGUAAGGAAUGUGGCAAUGCCUUUAGUCAGAGUUCACAACUUAUUAAACAUCAGAGAAUCCACACAGGUGAGAAACCCUAUGAAUGUAAGGAAUGUGAAAAGGCUUUUCGUUCUGGUUCAGACCUUACUCGGCAUCAGAGAAUUCAUACUGGUGAGAAGCCCUAUGAAUGUAAGAUAUGUGGGAAAGCCUAUUCUCAGAGUUCACAACUUAUUAGUCAUCAUAGAAUUCAUACUAGUGAGAAACCCUAUGAAUAUAGGGAAUGUGGGAAGACCUUUAAUUAUGACUCACAGCUGAUUCAACAUCAAAAUUUGUACUGGUGA